UGAGCAAAGACACACGAAAUGAAGCUCGAACGAGCACAGCCAAAGAACGGCCGUUUCUGUCCUUUCUUCUUAAUCCCUUUGGCUUAGGGUUUCCCGGCCUGGACAGCCUGCCCAAGGGCACAUGGGCAUCCGUCCGGGGACAUUCAGGCAGUGACCAAUCCCAGGCCACCCAGGCUGCGCCCUGCGUCGUGGGUCAUUUCCCAGCCGGCCAGAGAUGGAGCAGCCACUGCGGGUCCCCGAGUCUCGGUGAGACGGUCAAGGAUGGACCUUGGAUGGAGACCGGCGUGCGGCCAUGUCCGUGGGUGAAGGAGGCGUGCAGGCCGCGCUGGGGGACAUCGUUGCUGUCCCCUCGGCCAAACCAUGAAAAGCAACCCUCUCCCCCAACCCCCAGCACCAACCCGGAGACCACCCUCGGCCGGAGCCCAGCACGGCCACCGUCACGUCUCGGUCGUCCAGCUUGGGACAGCCCCCCAGGAGAAGAGGUGCUGAACUGGGUCCCCUGGAGGCUCCUGAGCCCCAGAAUGGUGCCCUCUGAGCAGACGGGCACUCUCAGACCAGCUCCCACUGGACAAGUCAGCUCCCACUGGACAAGUCAGCUCCUGCCUGCCGCCCGAUGGGCCCUUGGGAGAAGCAGACCCGGUGAGGAAAAGGCCCCUGUGCCCUUCACCCUAAUUCCCCAGCCCCAAGUCCCACUGGGUUGCCAGCUUCAACCUAAGCAAAUAAUCCGUGCCCUCUAAACAAACGCGCGGGAAUCCCACCUGCACUUCCCCUGCCCGCCCCCCUACCCCGGCCUUGACCUCUAAAAGCACUUGAGGGGCUUUCUCCAGACACUCUCCAGCCCCGACCCCAUGAAGAAGGGGUGAUGGGGCUGUUACCCCAACAAGCAAGAGAACGAAGCCCAGGGAGGAGUUGGCGUGGACAGCGGGGGUCGGGCCCCUUUGCCCCGAGGGGAGGGCUGGUGCCACCUGGGUCAAGCGGCAGGCCCUGGAAAAGCAGCGGAAAUGAGCACACCUGGGUCUCUAGAAGGUUCUUCCAUACCUCUGUGGGCUGAGUCAUUUCAACACUCCUGGGCCAGGCAGGGCUUCUUCUUGGCCCCGAGGGACAAGGUUCCCUUCAUCCGGGGGGUACGGCCCCUGGACCCCUGUCCCCCGCACCCCACCCUCCGCCUGGUGAGGGCUGCGGCCAGCUCUGGACACAGAGCCCUCCAGAGCCCCUUCUCCCUCCCUGCUCCCUGCGUCUUCCCAAGAUGCGCCAGCCUCCAGGUGGGGCAGCCAGGCGGCAGAAUGUGGUCCAGGCCUCUCGGCCCCACCCACACCCCCCUGCUCUGCCCUGACAGCCUCCAAGACGCAGGCACGUCGCUGCGUUCUGUGUCCUGUCUCCUCAUGGCACAAAAUGGUGCCCGCCUAGCUUCCCCCAGAGAAGGGAGAUCAUGCUCCCCGGACGGACCCUGCUCUGCCCGUCCUCCCCGCCCGGCCUUUAGGGCCUCUCCCCUAAGGGUGGCCGCGAGGAGGCCCUCGCCUCCGGCCAUGGGGGCUCCAUCCUCCCGAGCCCGACAGCCCUCCGCCUGGUGGUCCGACCUCUUCCCCAAGGCCCCGCCCAUCCUCCUCGCGCUCCCCCAAACCCUGUCUCUUUCCCCAGCGCCCUUGUCCCCACGGAAGACCCUCCACCCGUGCCAUUACACGCUCUCGCCCCACCCUCCCAGCCACACCCCCUUCCCCAUCCUCCUGGAAGCUUCCACUUCCUUCCCGUCUCCCACGGCAGCAGAGGGUCAGCAGCUCAAGGGGUCCUGGGGCCGUGGAGAUGGCCUGCCCGGGGGCCUCGCUGACCACCUCCUACGGAAGCUGUGCCGGGGUGUGGGGGUGUCUCUGCCCGAACGGCUGGAGGACGAGCCACAUCCGGGGGCAGCCGGAACCUGCGUCCUGAUCUGAGACGGAGAGGCUGGGUGCAGGUGGCUGAGGGGCCUGCGCACAGCUUGGCCUGGGGUCCCCUAGGUGACAACACUGGCUGAACACUCAUUGCUGCUCCCCUUCCAGGGUGACCCUGGGGUCCCCGUGUGACCCUCAGGGCACACGGGGGCCCCACCAGGCCUCACAGAACCCCAGUGGGACUGCACCCAGGGCCCACAGAAGUGCGGGGCCACUGGGGGUCCAGAAACAACCCCACAACCAGGCCAAGGUGGCCAAAGCCUUACUCGAGCGGGGCUGCCCGUCCCAAGAGACUCUGGCCAGUCGUCCGGAUCCAGCUUCCUGGGGCCGGGCCGCCCGCUGGGCUCCAGGCGGUUCUGGGGGGUCCUCCCCUGGGGGCUCGCCCUCCGCUCUCUGCAGCAGAAAGAGGAGCACAGCCAGCGAGUGGGGAGAAGAGGCCGCCCUGGCCAUCUUGCUCCCCCUGGGACUUGAGGAGGGUCUCGGGCCGGGCAGGCGGGACCGGGAACCACAGAGACCCUGGAGGAGGCAGCAUGGCGGGGAGGUGACCGGGGAAGAGGGCCGUGUCCCAGGCUCACAGCCCGGCCUGGCCGCCCGGCCCUCGGGAAGCGUGCCGCUGACCGCCUGGCCGGGAGGUUUGCUGCGUGUGGGGUUUGCAGAAAGUGCUGAGCUGCUGAGCCCACAGGCCAGGCUCAGAGGGGACAGGAAGGAGGUUGCUGCCCAGCCUCGGGCACUGCUGACCCAUCUCCCGUUUCCAGGGCACCAGAGCCACCUAAUCUGCCGGCUCUGUGCCCAGGGACAGGCUUGCCUGAUCACUCAAGGCCGGGCGCUCCGCCUUCCCUGGGAGAGGGUUAAACAUCCAGCCCCCAGCCAGCAUCUCGGGCAGGUUCCUGGCUCCCCCCGCUCGUGCCUCCUCUGAGACCCUGGUCGGCACACCUUUCCCUUGAGAGGAGGAGGAGGAAAGCGGAUGGAAGCAGUGACCCUGCAGCCCCUGAGGGCACCUUCCCACGUGCCCCCGCCCGCCCCGCGUCCUCCGCCCCCAGUUCUCACGGCCCCAGUCCUGACGGAGGGAGGGCGACCUCCGGACUCCCUGGCUCCCGCCGGCUCCGGAAGACAGGGCCGCUCGGCUGGGGCUGCAGGGAGGGGCCCGAGGCGCAGGAGAGCAGCCCGGAGGCAAACCCCACGGGCCUUCCCGAAGGAGGCCUGGCGGGGGGAGGGGGGUGCCACCACUGCUGUCCCCGGCCGGUCUGCUGUCCCUCUCGGGCCACAGUGGAGGGUGUGGGUGGGCAGUGCUGGGGUGGGAAGUGCAGAAAGACC
Messenger RNA from Phacochoerus africanus (Common warthog), 3239 nucleotides. RefSeq lists its product as uncharacterized. NCBI's taxonomy places the organism in Eukaryota, Metazoa, Chordata, Mammalia, Artiodactyla, Suidae. Bases 1002 to 1928 code for a protein of 308 amino acids. The record is from RefSeq and is a predicted model, not a curated record. The transcript has 2 exons.